AUGUCAGCUGUAGAUCAAAUCGAGGAAAGCAGCUUGGAGCAGCUCCGAGAUGUGCUCGUCAACGCAUCCAAAACGCAGCCUUUGGCCCACAGGUUCAGAGCGUUGUUCAGCUUAAAGUCGAUCGGAUCUGAAGAUGAGGAUAAGGAAAGGGCACACAAGGCCAUCAGAUACAUAGCCGAGUCGUUUAGCGACAGCUCCGAAUUGUUGAAGCACGAGGUCGCCUACGUGUUGGGCCAGACCAAGGACUUGUACGCUGCUACUUACUUGCGUGAUGUCUUGACGGACUCGCAGCAGCAGGUGAUGGUGAGACACGAAGCGGCUGAGGCAUUGGGCGCGUUGGGGGACAAGGAGUCGCUCCCGUUGUUGACGGACUAUUUCGAGAAUGACCCUUCGAUUGAGAUUAGACAGACGUGCGAGUUGGCGAUUGAGAGGAUAAAGUGGGAGAAUUCCGACCAGGCCAAGACUGAAGUGUUGGAGAAGUCGCUAUACGAAUCGGUCGACCCUGCGCCGCCACUAGCUAGCGACCCCUCGAAUUCCAAAGUUGAAAAACUACAGGCCAUCUUGAACGACCAGGAGAAACCGUUAUUUGAGAGGUAUAGAGCCAUGUUCAGGUUGAGAGAUAUCGGCACGGAUGAAGCGUGUUUGGCGUUGGCCACGGGCUUCGAUGACCCUAGUGCCUUGUUCAAGCACGAAGUCGCUUAUGUGUUUGGACAAUUGUGCAACCCCGUGACGGUGCCAUCGUUGAUCAAAGUGUUGAAAGAUGAAACUGAAGCUGGCAUGGUUCGACACGAAGCUGCCGAGGCACUCGGCAGUAUUGCCACUGACGAGUGCUUGCCCGUGUUGCGGUCGUUCUUGAACGACGAAGAGCAAGUUGUUAGAGACUCGGCCAUUGUCGCGUUGGACAUGUAUGAGUAUGAAAACUCUGGUCAAUUGGAAUACGCUACUGUGAAUUGA
Lodderomyces beijingensis is the source of this 954-nucleotide messenger RNA. The record is from the annotation of a GenBank genome assembly. NCBI's taxonomy places the organism in Eukaryota, Fungi, Ascomycota, Pichiomycetes, Serinales, Debaryomycetaceae.